Messenger RNA from Mauremys mutica (yellowpond turtle), 960 nucleotides. RefSeq names its product histone H2A type 2-C-like. Lineage: Eukaryota; Metazoa; Chordata; Testudines; Geoemydidae. Gene Ontology annotation, cellular component: nucleosome. Bases 1 to 663 code for a protein of 220 amino acids. The transcript has 2 exons. The record is from RefSeq and is a predicted model, not a curated record. Gene Ontology annotation, molecular function: structural constituent of chromatin; DNA binding; protein heterodimerization activity.
AUGCCUAAGUCCAAGCACCUGGACUUAUUUGGGCGCAAAGUGUACUGUAUGGGGGGGUUGCAAAUCAGGAUUGCCAGCCAGCAGGCAAUUCUGAGUAGAUAUAGCUUCAACUCCAGGAAUUUGAUGUUCAAAUGUAAGGAGCUGGUGCCAACUGAGUCCAGGAAUGAGUUUGGAGCUAUAGUGGAGGAGGGCAAGAUAGUGGCACAGACCUCUUUACAGGCCUCACUGGAUGCUGCAGACUCAGUGUACGUUGUCGUUAGAGUAGGAAUUGCAAUAUCAGGCCGGGGAAAGCAGGGAGGUAAAGCGAGGGCUAAGGCGAAGUCUCGCUCCUCGCGGGCUGGGCUGCAGUUCCCGGUGGGUCGAGUGCACCGGCUGCUCCGCAAAGGUAAUUACGCUGAGCGGGUUGGGGCUGGAGCUCCGGUCUAUAUGGCCGCGGUGCUGGAGUAUCUGACUGCUGAGAUUCUGGAACUGGCUGGUAACGCUGCUCGGGACAACAAGAAAACCAGGAUCAUUCCCCGUCACCUGCAGCUCGCCAGCCGAAACGACGAGGAGCUCAACAAACUGUUGGGGAAAGUGACGAUUGGUCAGGGGGGUGUCCUGCCCAACAUCCAGGCCGUGCUGCUACCCAAGAAAACUGAAAGCCAUAAGGUCAAAAGCAAAUGAAACUGACCAAGAAGAAAGAUGAACACUUCAACUUCAGCGCUAACCGAAAGGCUCUUUUCAGAGCCACCUACUGUCUCAUGGAAAGAACUGCAUGUCACUAGCAAACAGGGCUGCUCCUUCUGUUUUAAAUAGAAAACUCCCCCCAUUUACUAUGGGUUGUCAAAAAGCAUUUAUUAGUAAUCCCCCCAUUCAUUUUUCAGGAAAAAUGGAAGCCCCUUUGGGGGAUGAGAAACAAGGCCUCAAGCCUUUGUUUUUCCAGGUUCCAUAAAUAUCGAUGGGGCAAAACAGAUUAUAAAG